Molecule: messenger RNA, 1392 nt
Organism: Panicum virgatum (switchgrass)
Lineage: Eukaryota; Viridiplantae; Streptophyta; Magnoliopsida; Poales; Poaceae
Product: putative UDP-rhamnose:rhamnosyltransferase 1
Exons: 2
Coding region: 19-1392 (457 amino acids)
Molecular function (GO): UDP-glycosyltransferase activity
Source: RefSeq, a predicted model, not a curated record
UCCAGAUCCUCACCGUUCAUGGCCGAAUCCAAUUCCAGGCAAGAACCGCCUCUUCACGUCGUGGUGUUCCCAUGGCUCGCCUUCGGCCACAUCGUGCCGUUCCUCGAGCUCGCCGAGCAGCUGGCGCGGCGCGGGCACUUCGUCACCUUCGUCUCCGCCCCGAGGAACAUCGCCAGGCUCCGGCCGCCGGUUCCCGGCCGGGAGCUCUCCCCGCGCAUCCGCCUCGUCGCCCUGCCCCUGCCGGCCGUGGACGGGCUCCCGGACGGCGCCGAGUCCACGGCCGACGUCCCGCCGGACAAGGUGGAGCUCCUCAAGCUGGCCUUCGACGGCCUCGCCGGCCCCGCCGCCUCCUUCCUCGCGGAGGCCUGCGCCGCCGGCGGGGAGGGCCACGGCCGGCGGCCUGACUGGAUCAUCCUCGACUUCGCGCACAGCUGGCUCCCGCCCGUCGCUGAGCAGCACGAGGUGCCGUGCGCGCUGUUCCUCAUCUUCCCGGUGCCGUACGUCGCGUUCCUGGGCCCCAGGGCGGCGAACGACGCGCACCCGAGGACGGCGGCGGAGGACUUCACCGUCCCGCCGCCGUGGAUCCCGUCCCCGCCCCCGUAUUCCUCCUCCCUCGCCUUCCACCUCCACGAGGCCAGGCCGAUGGCCCGCCGGUUCCGGCACCGGCAGCCCAACGCUUCCGGCAUCUCCGACAUCGACCGCUUCUGGGAGACCGAGCGGCGCUGCCGGCUGCUCGUCUGCCGCAGCAGUCGCGAGGUCGACGGCCCGGCCAUCUGCGACCUCCUCCCCGACCUCUACGGCAAGCCCGUCCUGCCCUCGGGCCUCCUCGCGCCGUACGCCGCCGCCGCCGCGGCCCACCAUGGCGCCGGCGCCGGCGCCGAUGGAGACGACGAUGAGGCCGUCAUGCGGUGGCUCGACGCCCAGCCCGCGAGGUCCGUGCUCUACGUCGCGUUCGGGAGCGAGGCGCCGCUGACCCCCGAGCUCGUCCGCGAGGUCGCGCUCGGGCUGGAGCUCGCCGGCGUGCGGUUCCUCUGGGCGCUCCGGGGAGCCGCCGGCGGCGGCGGCGCCGGGCUGCUCCCGGCCGGGUUCGAGCGCCGCGUCGCCGGGCGCGGGGUGGUGCGCGUGGGGUGGGCGCCGCAGGUGCUGGUGCUGGCGCACGCCGCAGCGGGCGCCUUCAUGACGCACGCCGGGUGGAGCUCGCUCGUGGAGGGCCUCCUCCUGGGCCACCCGUUGGUGAUGCUGCCGCUGGUCGGCGACCAGGGCCUCACGGCGCGGCUGAUGGCGGCGAGAGGGGUCGGCCUGGAGGUGCCGAGGGGCGCCGGCGACGGGUCGGUCGCCAGGGAUAGGCCUGGGAAGUUCGGUCAUCGGGUUCGGGUUCGGUUUUUAUCUUGA